Molecule: messenger RNA, 1317 nt
Organism: Capsella rubella
Lineage: Eukaryota; Viridiplantae; Streptophyta; Magnoliopsida; Brassicales; Brassicaceae
Exons: 2
Coding region: 86-1180 (364 amino acids)
Cellular component (GO): membrane
Molecular function (GO): glycosyltransferase activity
Source: RefSeq, a predicted model, not a curated record
AAUAAAAGAGGACUGAAUCAAACGACGUAGCUAGAGCAAGCUAAAUACGAAGAGUAGAUAUAAUAUAUAUGCACAAAACUAAUACAUGAAGAAGCAAAAGAUCGCAACCUUCGUCAAAGAACUCAACUUACAGAUGAAAAAAGAAUCUACGAGUCUCCGAUACGUACACAUCCUCGGGACCGUGGUCUUCUUCUCCUCCGUCUCCUCUCUCGUCAUCCUCCUCGCUCUCUACCUUAACCAACGCCUCCAAACCUCACUCUUCCUAGUGGAAGAAUAUCACACACUCUCCUCAAAUCCACUAACUUCUCCUCUCUCCCAUCCUCCUUCUCCUUCUCCUCGCAGCCCCAUGAUGAAUGGAACGACUCAUCCAAAGGUUGCGUUCAUGUUUCUGACGAGGUGGAAUUUGCCGUUGUCCCCUCUUUGGGAAAUGUUCUUUAAAGGGCAUGAAGGGUUUUAUUCCAUUUACGUUCAUACCUCACCAGAGUUCACUGAGGAGCCGCAUGAAUCUUCAGUGUUUUACAAGAAACGCAUACCAAGCAAGGCAGUAGAAUGGGGGAAAUCGUCGAUGAUGGACGCAGAGAAGCGUCUUUUAUCUCACGCGUUACUAGAACCUUCGAACGCACGCUUCGUCCUCCUCUCGGAGACUUGCAUCCCUCUCUUCAACUUCACCACUGUCUACGAUUACCUAACGCGCUCCACACGCUCUUUCCUCGGCUCGUUCGACGACCCAAGGCCCAUGGGACGAGGCCGUUACACACCCAAGAUGCUCCCACACGUGUCGCUCUCCGACUGGCGGAAAGGAAACCAAUGGUUCGAGGUCUCGCGUAGAGUCGCCGCCGAGAUCGUCUCCGACCGCCUGUACUACGACGUGUUUAAGGAUCACUGCCGGCCGCCGUGUUACAUGGAUGAACAUUAUCUUCCGACGUUGGUUAACAAGAUCUGUCCGGAGAUGAACUCAAACCGGACCGUGACGUGGGUGGAUUGGUCGAGAGGUGGAUCACAUCCAGCGAGGUUCGUGGGGAAGGAUAUUCGGGUCGUGUUUAUGGAUAGGAUCCGGUUCGGGUCGAAUUGUAGCUACGAGGGUGAGGUGACGAAUGUGUGUUUUCUUUUCGGAAGGAAGUUUCAUGUGAGCACCCUCGAGCCUCUCAUGAAGAUUGCUCCAUAUUUGUAUGGGAUUUAGAAUUUAUUCAAUAUUUAUUUCUAAAAUAUAAAAACAUUAUUUGCUCGAGUGACCAAAAAAUACUUUCAAUUAGUGUAAGUUGAAUUAAGAAAAUAAAAUAAAAGAUGGCAACAAGGUCAACUUUCUUGGAGUGCAAA